AACCUCGUUCCUCUUAAAUUGAGUUGUGUAAAAAGCAUGUUGGACCACUGCUCGGCGCUCGCGUACCAUUUCGGUCCACCGCUACAUCCUGCCACUGCGCUCAGAUCCGGUCAUCCGAAAAGCUUCUACUCACCAGAGCGCAUUGACAGCAGCGAUGUACAAGUAGCCUACUACCAUCGAAAGCGCAGCCUCGUUACUGUAUUCCUCAGAAGAAAGGAUGCGGUGACGAUGGAACAAGACAGAGCAGCUCUGUAGUAGCCUACUGUACAACAAUUCCAAUCCGGAUUUACAUGAAAUCCCCAACUGUCUCUACCAGAGCAUUGUUGUAAUCCGCUUCUGAACAGAGGGAACACCCCGUCUUUUCCAAUCAGGUUUCAGAUUGAUUCUUCACCUUGCUUAGAGAGGAUAGGCACCCUGGACUGUAUUCGGAGCUGAGAGAAGGCUGAGGAGUUUGGAGAUGCUCUGAGCUGAAACCCUAAAAAUUAAAUAUGCCAGCCUCGCUCUAGUAUUUUUCAUUAUUUUUGUUUUAUUUUCUACCUAUUACACAGCAGGACAUGGUGCAUAUGACAACUGUAUUUAUCCAGUAACCUAAUAGUUUGAAGGUAUCCCUUUUCGAAUGCCAACUCAACAAUGAACUCUAAUGCAGGGCCUUACCGGCACAGCGCCUACGGAGGCAGCCCGAGCGGCAACGCCGUGACCAUUCACUGUCUCCGCUGCCGGGAGGUCUGUAAGGGAGAGGUGGUUCGUGUGCAGAAUGUCCACUUCCAUGUCAAGUGCUUCACCUGCCAAGUGUGUGGCUGUGACCUGGCCCGUUCAGGCUUCUUCCAGAAGGGAAGAGAGUACAUCUGUACAGAGGACUACCAGCGCCUCUAUGGCACCAAGUGUGAUAGCUGUGGAGACUUCAUCACAGGGGAGGUGGUCUCUGCGCUGGGGCGUACCUACCACCCCAAGUGUUUUGUCUGCAGCAUGUGCAGAAAGCCUUUCCCUAUCGGAGACAGGGUGACCUUCUGUGGGAAGAAGUGUGUCUGUCAGCAGUGCUCCCAUUCGCUAGUCAGCAGCGCGCCGGUCAAGAUCCACGGACCCAGCCACUGUGCAGGCUGUAAGGAGGAGAUCAAACAUGGCCAGUCUCUCCUGGCCCUGGAGAAGCAGUGGCAUGUCAGCUGCUUCAAGUGUCAGACCUGUGGCACUGUGCUGACCGGGGAGUACAUCAGCAAGGAUGGUAUUCCAUACUGUGAGACUGACUACCACACCCAGUUUGGCAUCCAGUGUGUGACGUGUAACAGAUACAUCAGUGGCAGAGUGCUGGAGGCAGGGGGAAAGCACUACCACCCCACCUGUGCCCGUUGUGCCCGCUGUCUCAUGAUAUUUACAGAAGGAGAGGAGAUGUACCUGACAGGUUGCGAGGUGUGGCAUCCUGUGUGUAAACAAGCAGCUCGAUUGGAGAAGAAACUCCGAUUCAGACGUACCUCGGAGGCCUCCGUAUCUCCCCCUGGGUCCAGCAUCGGCUCCCCGAGCCGCAUCAUCUGUGCCAAAGUGGAAAACGAGGUCCUAAGUUACAAAGAUCUGGCCGCACUGCCUAAGAUUAAAACUAUUUGUGACGUGCAGCGGCCCGAUCUCAUUCCCUGUGAGUCUAAUCACAGAUACUCAUCUGAUGACAGACUAGAAAGCUACAGCUAUGGGGAGUCUCUGGGAAAUCUCUCUCCAAACUCUCAGGACGUCUAUGACAGGGUGGAGCUGAGACAAAGGCGCUCCUCCAGCCCAGGCUUCAAUGACUCUCCCACCUACAGCCGCCAGGGCAUGUCUCCCACCGUGUCCACUUCCUGCUCCCCACAGCACCGCUUCCGCCCCGGCACUGAGAGUGGCAGGAGCUCUCUCUCUUACAGUCAGCUUGACACCAGGUCCAGCAUGUCCACCACCUACCAAGCCCCCAAGCAUUUCCAUGUGCCAGCCACAGGGGAUCUCAACAUCUACAGGAAACCUCCCAUCUGUAAGCGACAUGAUGAUUCAAACUACUCGGCCACUAAGAGUAAAACCAGCGACAACAUCCUCCAGACUUCCCAGUUUGUCGACUCGUACUCUCCUGACCACGACCACCAGCAGUCUAACUACUACCCCUACACUCCCUCUCCCAGAGCUACUCGUGCCCGGAGGUUUUCCUCAGGUGGAGAGGAGGAUGGGUGGAAUCAAGGUCUUAACAGACUCCAAGGUGGUAUAGGCCGUAUGAUUCUGAAGGAGGAGAUGAAAGCCAGGUCUGGUUCCUAUGACAAUGACCCGUGGAGCAGCGCACGGAACUCGCGCACCAACUCCCGCACCAACUCCCGCACCAACUCCCGCACCAACUCCCGCAGUGGCAGCAAAGAGGCCCUGCACAAUGUGGGCUACGGCAACACUGUCAACGGAUCUCCCACCAGAUCCCACUACAGUACAGACAGUGACUCCUUCAUCUCCAAGUCAGCCUCAUUGCCAGGCUAUGGCAGGAACGGACUGCACAGGCCCCAGAGUGCAGAUUAUUUCCAGUACGACAGCAGCAGUGCAGUUAACUGGGGAAUCCGAGAAUACAAAAUCUACCCAUACGCUGUGUUGGUGGUCACCAUAAGGAGGCAGAACCAGCCCCCCAACGACGUGGACCGAGCCAGGCUAGAGCGCCACCUGUCUCCUGAGGACUUCUACCGGGUGUUUAGGAUGACCAUGCCUGAUUUUGACCGGCUGGCACUGUGGAAGAGAAACGAGCUCAAGAAACAAGUCCGACUGUUCUGAAAGGAUCAGACUGUAGAAGCUCAGUAUAGCAGCCUGCUGGGCUUAACGUUAGAGGGGCCUGAGUCCUCACUGUGAGCCAUAAUAACCCGUCUGGGUAGUCCUCGAUCCAUCAGGUCAGAGUCACAGCAGAACCCGAACUGAAACCAGCUUGGGUUCUAGCCAUAGAAAUAGAAUGAGUUGUAAUGAUAAAGUUAUGUUGUUCCAGGACAUCCUCUGGGCCAGAGACAUCCAGUCAGCCUGAGUCUAUACAUCAAUAAUAUAUCUCUGGAGAAAGAGGAGUAACAGGCUCCUCCCACCGGGCCAUGUCUGUUUGUGGGAGAACUAGACCAGGCUAGUUCUGCCUAUGCUUUCAGUAUUAUGUGUUUGUUUUAUUAGGGGGAGUUUAACUAUAGUUCAAUGGCUGUCAUGUCAUGAGGUUAUAGCAGAUUUGAACCCUUUUCAGGUUGCAGGUUUGGAGAGCUCUGAGACAUUACCUUAUGAUCAAGCAGGAAAGAGAACACCAGCAAACUGUCCAAACAGAACGUUCUACCAGAUCAACUCUGUCCUUGCUUUCUUUACUCGAAAUAUAUUGUUUCAUUCAGACUUUUAUUUAUUUAUUUUUUACAUUGAGACUAAAACGUUGUAUUUCUUAAUAGAGCAAGGGUCCCCCACGGAGUGAAAGGCUAGAUCGAUGUAUUGUGGUAGUACAGUUUAAGAAAAUGUGUGGAUCAUUGUGUGUUUACUGAAAAACCAAAUUAAUACAACUAUAUUAAGAACCAAUUAGUGUGUUUGCUUGUGUUGUUUUGUUUUAGAUAGCAACAUGCUUAAAGAGCGACUGUCCCUAAAAAGCAACUUCUCUUUUUGAAAACAGCCUAUGUGGCAUCGAUAUGAGUCAAAAUCAUUGAUUCAAGUGUUAAAAUUGACUACAAAGUGUGAAUAGGAUAGUUUUGGUCAUAAAGUCAGUCUCAUCCAAAAUCAGAGAUUUGCGAGAUAAUAGAAAAAAUGUUAUGUCACGGAAUGAAGGGUACCCUAACAGAAUGAAGGGUACCCUAACAGAAUGAAGGGUACCCUAACAGUUUUCCUUGAGUUGGGUUUAUUUCAAUGUGGUUUGACAUUUUAAAUCCCUAUGGGGCUCGUUAAGGACCAUCUGUAAAUUACACAAUGUACAUGGAACAAUCAUUUCAAAUAUUAAUAGCUCCAAAUUUUUAAAAAAAGAAGAAAAUGUACUACUUUAAAAUGAAGAUAGCAUUUUAGGCCUUUUAUGCUGUCACAGACACUAUAAUGGCACAAAUACAAAGAUGAGUCCAUCUAUCACUAUGGCCUCUUGUUUGUACAUGUAUCUGCCCUCUCAUUGGCUAGAAUGGUCCCACCUGAUCUCGCCUACUCCCACCUGCUUUCUGUCUUUGAGGACAUGUAUUUCCAUUGUGAGAGCAGUCAAUCGACUAUCUUGUCAAUACAAUAGACAAUCUUUGCUACGUGGGAACACACACACAAAAGACACCCACUUUAACCCCCCCGUUUGGCUUCAGUCAUGGCCUUCUUAAUGACCAAGCCAAAAAAUGAGGCCAAAUCAGGAAGUUCAGCUCCCCUUUAAACAGACUGAAUGCACGUUUCCAGAGAAUAUAAGACCAGGUUCUUGUCUACAUACUAACAGUUGAUUAUUUUACUAAAUUGACGGGAAAGAUCCAAACAAUGUAAUGUAUGUAUUGGAGUUUUGGAUUAUUUAGUCUUAUCAAUUUCAAUUGAACCAAAGGGUUUCAUUUACAGUAAUGGAAUAUCAUGUUAUGAUUGGAUCUUGAAUUGUAUUCAGAGCUGGGAUUGUAUUUAGGAUAAAAGCUGACGUGACUGACUCUUCAUGGGGAGACAUGACCUGAUUCUAACUCAACACAUGGAGACAGAGAUAAUGAAUAGAGAUAUACAUUAAUUAGAUUGAAUCUGUCUGUGGAGGAAAGUGGAUUGAAGGGAUCGGAGACCAGAAGUCUGGAUUAGAGAUGAAAUAGAGGAAUGAAUCUGAAUUAGAUUACAACUGAAAGGGAUUGAAUGAACUCUUCCUUGAACAAUACCAAGGUGAGGAGGGAAUGAAUCGAGGUGAGAAGGGAAGGAAUCGAGGUGAGGAGGGAAGGAAUGGAGGUGAGGGAAUUUUGUGGAUGUAGAAGUGGAAUUGAUUUGAUGGAAUUGUCCUGAUUGGUCGAUGUGGAUACCAGUCCAAAUGACAACCAGGGUCCUGAUAUCAUUUGUUUUUGUUUUUGUUUCAUACAGUGCGAUCUAAAUCAACUUAGGGGGUGAAAUGAUUACUGGUUGCUAAAGAAUACACUAUAGUGUGCAUACAGUAAAACAAAACAUUAUCCUGUUGGGUUUUGAAGAGGUGACUCCUGUUGGGUUUUGAAGAGGUGACUCCUGUUGGGUUUUGAAGAGGUGACUCCUGUUGGGUUUUGAAGAGGUGACUCCUAGUCAUCUCCUGUUGGGUUUUGAAGAGAUGACUCCUAGUUAUCUCCUGUUGGGUUUUGAAGAGGUGACUCCUAGUCAUCUCCUGUUGGGUUUUGAAGAGGUGACUCCUAGUCAUCUCCUGUUGGGUUUUGAAGAGGUGACUCCUAGUCAUCUCCUGUUGGGUUUUGAAGAGGUGACUCCUAGUCAUCUCCUGUUGGGUUUUGAAGAGGUGACUCCUAGUCAUCUCCUGUUGGGUUUUGAAGAGGUGACUCCUAGUCAUCUCCUGUUGGGUUUUGAAGAGGUGACUCCUAGUUAUCUCCUGUUGGGUUUUGAGGAGGUGACUCCUCGUUAUCCAAUAGAUCAUACAAUAUAAUUGGUAGCCUGCAUGCAAAGCUGUCCUUUCAGUUGUAUUUGAACGGUCUGGUAUGAGGUUGUGCGUCAUAGGAAGAGAUAGUUCUGAUUGUUAGUGUAUACAGCACUGCCUUUAUCAGACUCAUAUUAGUCAUACUGACUAGCAGCAGUCAUUUAGUAUAAAUAACUCUUACUGUCAUCUUUGUAAUGGCUGUUUGUUUUAAAGGUGUGUGUGUGUGUGUGUGUGUGUGUGUGUGUGUGUGUGUGUGUGUGUGUGUGUGUGUGUGUGUGUGUGUGUGUGUGUGUGUGUGUGUGUGUGUGUGUGUGUGUGUGUGUGUGUGUGUGUGUGUGUGUGUGUGUGUGUGUGUGUGUGUGUGUGUGUGUGAGAGAGAGAGAGAGAGAGAGUCGCAAGUUAUCAUAGAUAUUUACAAUACUAGCAGCAAUACUAGUCAAUAAUGUACAUACAGUGCUUCCAGAAUUCACAAUCUAAUUUUUGAAUCUAUAUCCAUUAUAAAAGGUUUGGGAGACUUUUAAAUGUAUGUUUUCAUUUUGUAACUGUACAAAGCAAUCUGCAUAUGAUUUAUUUCAAUGUCAGAACUACUGCUCAACAAAUGAUGUACAUAUUUUAUUUAAAUUAAAGCAGUUUACAUGUG
Oncorhynchus keta (chum salmon) is the source of this 6167-nucleotide messenger RNA. RefSeq names its product actin-binding LIM protein 3-like. Lineage: Eukaryota; Metazoa; Chordata; Actinopteri; Salmoniformes; Salmonidae. Gene Ontology annotation, molecular function: actin filament binding. The transcript is spliced from 23 exons. Gene Ontology annotation, cellular component: actin cytoskeleton; stress fiber. Bases 631 to 2757 code for a protein of 708 amino acids. Gene Ontology annotation, biological process: cytoskeleton organization; lamellipodium assembly; cilium assembly. The record is from RefSeq and is a predicted model, not a curated record.